AUGGACCCAGAAAGGCUCGGAGUGAGAGAUAGCGAUUUUGUUCGCGGCGGACUCGCAAUUGGUAUCGCGAUUCUCGCGAUCAUUGUUUUAUUUCCAGGCAUUGGCUACAAGGGUGGCCUGGUCAAUAACAAGAAAACAUUCGAGCUUUCAUGGAGCCACGCGAAAAGACGCUUUCAGUCUGGCGCACGUGAGCUCAUCACCGCAGCUUUCAAUCAGAACGAUGGAAAGCACAAAGAUGCAUUCUACAUGGUCACAGAUAAUGGCGUCGAAAUGAUUAUUCACCCAAAAUAUGCCAAUGAAAUCCGCAACGACGAGCGAUUCAGUAUCUCCGCCUACAAUGAGCAGUCUUUCCACGGAAGAAUACCUGGGUUUGAAAUGUUCAAGGAAAAUAUCGUUGAGGAACAAUUAUUUAUCAAUGCGGUACGGAGCAGGCUGACUCGGUCUCUUGGCAAACUCCUAGGACCUAUUUCAGAGGAGGUCACUAGUGCCCUUCGACAGCACUGGACCGACAAAUGGCAUAGAAUUUCUCUGCACUCAACGGUGCUGCCUGUCAUUGCGCAGCAGUCAUCCAGAGUUUUCCUGGGUGAAGAGCUCUGUCACAAUGCGGACUGGUUGCGAAUCACGGUAAAUCAUACCGUUAGCUUCUUCAUGGCUGUAGAGGCUUUACGUGUGUGGCCGAAGAUUUUGAGGCCCCUGGCAGCUAAAUUCUCACCCAUGUGCAAAAAUCUGCGGGCGGAGAUUGAAGAGGCUCGUCGCAUUAUCACGCCCAUCUUGGAAAAUCGGAGAGCUCAGCGGCAGGCACACUCAAAGUACGCAGCUUCCACGAAGCCUGACGACUUGAUUGAAUGGUUGGAAGAAACGGCUGAUGGUCGUUCUUACGACGCGGCUGGCGCCCAGCUUAAGAUCUCCGUGGCAGCCAUACACACUACUUCUGAUCUUCUGACACAGACACUCUUCAAUAUUGCCGAUAAUCCUGCACUGAUUCGAGACCUGCGCAGAGAGACUAUGUCGACUGUCGGGACACAUGGCUGGAAAAAGGCUACGCUCUACAACAUGAAGCUGAUGGACAGUGUGUUGAAAGAGACUCAGCGGCUGAAGCCGAUUUCCAUCGGUACAAUGGUGCGUGUGACUUUGGACGAUGUGACAUUAUCCGACGGACUGCGCGUCCCCAGGGGCACCAAGACGCUCGUUUCAUGUCACAACAUGUGGGAUAAGGGAGUCUAUGAUAACGCCGAUCAAUUCGACGGAUACCGAUUCUACGAACUUCGAAAACUUCCCGGACAGGAAAACUCUUCGCAGCUGGUCUCGACUAGCCCAAAUCACUUUGCAUUUGGGCAUGGUCUCCACGCCUGUCCAGGUAGAUUCUUCGCUGCGGCGGAGGUGAAGAUCACGCUUUGUCAUAUUCUUCUUAAGUAUGACAUUCGGCUUGUCGGGGAGCGUCCAAAUGUGAUCGAGCACGGUGUAGCUCAGUAUGCCAACGCCUGGGGCCAGAUUGAGAUCAAGCGACGUGAGGAGGAAAUUGCUUUAUGA
Messenger RNA from Penicillium cataractarum, 1530 nucleotides. RefSeq names its product cytochrome P450. The record is from RefSeq and is a predicted model, not a curated record. Bases 1 to 1530 code for a protein of 509 amino acids. Gene Ontology annotation, molecular function: monooxygenase activity; iron ion binding; heme binding. Lineage: Eukaryota; Fungi; Ascomycota; Eurotiomycetes; Eurotiales; Aspergillaceae. The transcript has 6 exons.